AAUGUUUCCUCCCACCAUCCCCCCGCCCUGUCUCUCUCUGUCUCUCUAGCUAUUGGGAGGGGAAGAAAGGAGAGCAUCGCGGCAGGUUUCUCUCCCCAGAAAUCUCGGCGAGGCCUCUAAUGCUAAUGGACAAAGAAAGACACAGAUAGAGAAAGAGAUAGUAGGAGUAAAGGGGAGCUGCUAGGUUGAUAGAGAGGCCAGAGUCAUCGCAGAUGGUUCCUUUGCUUUUGACUUGUGCCUGCCGACUGCUCUCCCCCCUGCCUUCAUUUUCUUUCUCUUUUUCUAUAAAUUUCCUUCUCUUUGGCUUUUGAUAUCUUCGUCAUGGGUGACGACUCCUCCCUUCGAUGACCCACGGCCCGGUAUCCACCGACCUUGAUCCUUUCUCGACUCUUCUCCCCUCUUUUCUACCACGUUUCAUCUUCCCCUGCUUCCCCUGUUCCUGGCCUCGCCGGCCUUGGCUCCACGAAUUCAAUCCUAUCGAGGCAGUUCGAUCCGUUUCUGCUCCUCAGUUAACUUUACGGCAUCGAAGUCCUCCCCCUGGUUUAUCGGAUUGAUUGUUUGUAUGCUUUUUCUGGAUCAAAAUCGCAUCUUUUACGCUUCUCGCCGUCCCAAAAGUGUCUCCUUUCUCUGGAAUGUCCGUCACAAUCGUAUUUUUUUGAUUCCGACGCGUUCGCAGAUCCCGAUUUGUUUGUUACUCUCGAAACCCUGUAUUUAGCCUCUCAUUGAUUCAGUGAAAAAGAAGUGGGCUUCAAUUUCCCCUGUUUUGGUCCGCGCAUGGGUUGCACAAGUUCGAAGCAGGCCCGCCGAGACCGGCAGAGGACCCCGUCUCCGUACUGCUGGAGCUACUCCGGCCCCCUCCGUCCCGCCGCCGUCCUCGGCGGCCGAAGGAAGGACGAUGAUUCCCACGUGGUCACCCUCGCGGCGUCCACCUUCGGCACACUCAAGCUCAACAGCGGCCCGAGCCCCGAAGACCUAGCCGGCUCCGACGAGAAGAUGAUGAAGAGCUCCAACGACCGCGACCGCCUCGCCGACGAGCUUUGCAAGGCCAAGGCCUGGUCGGAGAUGAUCGAGCGCUGGAUACCGAAGACCCCCUCCAAGACCCCACCCAACGAGCCGGAGACCAUCAACGCCUGGGAGCUCAUGGAGGGCCUCGAAGACACCAGUCCCCUCCGCCCCCCCUUCGCCACUGCCGGCGUCGACCGCUCCUUCUCCUUCCACAGCACCCGCGACGCCCUUCCGGCGCCGGAGUCCCUUUCCAGAUCCAGAUUGGCUAACGGAUCAUUCUCCCCAGAGCCCAGCUGGAUGCAGCUCAGCCCUGGCGAUUCGAUCGUCUCCGACUUCGACCCCGAGGUCCUCUCCACCUUCAGGAAGGCCCUCGAGGAGCUCUCUCCGCCGCACCCAGCCCUCGGCCAGUCUCAUGAGCCACCAGAGAAGGUGACAGAGUGGAGAUAUUCCGGCGAUGUCCCAAAAUUCCAUGGAAUUGUUCGAGCUCGGAUCGAUGCAUUUCAAGAGAAGAUCGAUGCGAGGAGGUCUAGUUUCAACUCCAGCGCCGCAAAGGUGGCGCCUUUGGAUAAAUGCCCGCCGGGCAGCAAGGGAAAGGUGGUGAUCUACUUCACAAGCCUCCGAGGAAUUCGGAAGACUUAUGAGGAUUGUUGGUCGGUGAAGGUAAUACUACAAGGAUAUGGCGUUCGCAUCGAUGAGAGGGAUGUAUCAAUGCAUGGGGGAUUCAAAGAAGAGCUGAAUGAGCUCCUUGGCACCGGGUAUGGCUGUUGGAGGUUGCCGAGAGUCUUUGUUGAUGGAAAGCAUUUGGGAGGGGUCGAUGAGGUGCGGCAAAUGCACGAGGCUGGAGAAUUGGGGACGGCAGUGGAGGGCUGCGAGAUGGUGGCUGUUUGGAAAGGCAGCGGCGUCUUGGAUGUAUGCGAGGGGUGCGGCGAUGUGAGGUUCGUUCCAUGCACGACUUGCUCAGGAAGCUGCAAAGUGUAUGUAGAGGAGGAAGAGGAGGAACGUGAGGAGGUGGAUGAGGAGGUCGGAGGGUUCCGGCGAUGCCCGGAUUGCAAUGAGAACGGGCUCGUCCGGUGCCCGCUAUGCUGUUGAGAUUUAGUAGGCUUAAUUUCGGGUGUUGCAGAGUGUUUUAGUGAAGUGCUUGAUGGAUUGUGAUAAUAUGUACAGAGGGGAGAUCAGAAGUGCAAAGCUAAGAGAGCUUUGGAGGAACAUAAGGUUGAGAGUUUUGAGAGAAUCUUCGAGACACAAGUAAGUUCUUCUUCGUCUUUCAUGGCUCUAUUUUUUUCUUCUUUUUUACUUUUCUUUUUUUUACAGGUUCUUUGAGUGGAGAAGACAGAGAAUUGAAGUGCAUUUUAUGUGUAAUAAAGAAAAUUGAAGCAAUGCAAGAUGGAUUUCACUUACUUCUUGUUCUUCUUCUUAUAUGUCGCUUGAAAACUUUGCUUUUUUAGAUAUAUCUUUUUGAGCAGAGUUCUCUCAGACAUAUCUAUGUUCUUUUUCAUUUUCUUUAAUGGCUUUUUGAGUGCAGUAGUUAGGGAAUUAUAUUUCAUUGCUAACAAACUGAAAAAUAUUUAAGCAAUACUACUUGGAUUUCAGUUAUCAGUUGUCUUAUUUUUGUUGUUUUUAUUUUUAUUUUCAUUUGACCUCAAAAUCUGUGGCUUCUUAUCACCUUCCUCUCUGGAUGUUUAUGUUGGCAUCUUCUCAUUUUUUUCGAAAAAUGAGACAUGUUGGAGAUAUCUCUGGCUCUCUAUAUCAGCCCAGGUCCUAAAUUUUGUUACUUUAUGCAUGCCGAUGAUACUGCAGCCGUCCAAAGGUAUCAUUUGUGGAUCCUAAUUUUGUUUGAGGAUCGAAAAGCUCCUUUCGAAGCAGAAAAAGUGUGUCAGCAUCAUCUCAAGUUGCUUUCUCUCCAAAUACAUAAGUAGCACCAAGACUGAUGUCAAGCUAUGGACACUUGUGCAACAGAUCCAGGCGUUAAUGAAAGCAAUUCUGUUAUAUAGUCCUUGUAAGCUAUGAGGGAUCUCUCUUCAUACCGAACAACAGAGAAAACUAGAGAAGAUCUCAUGCAAGAAAAAAAAUGAGGAUAAACAAUUGACAUGGAUAUGCUGUACAUGUCUGAAAAAGAUAUGAUGUUCAGAACUAAAUACUUGCAAUGAUGUCUCUAAUUUAUCAAUGAUAAUAUCUGAGAAUAAGAGUUGAGCUUGUUCA
Messenger RNA from Phoenix dactylifera (date palm), 3204 nucleotides. The record is from RefSeq and is a predicted model, not a curated record. Lineage: Eukaryota; Viridiplantae; Streptophyta; Magnoliopsida; Arecales; Arecaceae.